AUGCGUGUUUCCAAUUUGGUGAGACUAGUUCCAUUACUGAGCGUAGUGUUGGCUCUUCCAACAAAUCCAAAAUACCUUCACGAACACAAAGAUAAGAGAGAUAUUGUGACAAAAGUCGUAUAUGUUACAGUUGGUGAAGAAGAAGCUACUUCUACUAGUCAAGCCGUACUUUUAAAUGGUCAAUUUGGCUUAGAAGCUGGCAAUAAUCAAAGAACUACUACUACUUUACAACAAGAAAUUACAUCUAGUACUAAUACAGAAAUACCAGUUAGCAUUACAACAACAGCCAAUUCCAUUAGUGCUGCCGCUGCUAUUAUUGAUUCCACAACCACAUCUACCACUCCAACAAGCGCUGUAGUUACCUCAACAUCUCCUGCUUCAAGCUCUUCAGCUUCAUCUUCAGUUUCAGAUGCUGGAGCAAAAGGUAUAAGUUAUUCACCUUACUCAAACAGUGGUGGUUGUAAGUCUUUGUCUGAAAUCAAAUCUGAUCUAUCAAUCUUGUCGAAUUACGAUGUCAUUAGAAUUUAUGGUGUCGACUGUGAUCAAGUUGCUAAUCUUCUUCAAGCUAAGGCUUCCAGUCAGAAAUUAUUUUUGGGGAUAUAUUACAUGGAUCAAAUUCAGGCUGGUGUUGAAACAAUCCAAGCCGCAGUAUCUUCCUAUGGUUCUUGGGAUGAUAUUUAUACAGUUUCGAUUGGUAAUGAGCUUGUUAACGCAGGCGAAGCUACUCCUUCUCAAAUCAAGCAAUAUAUUGAUACCGGUCGUUCAGCAUUAACAUCUGCCGGUUAUACUGGUCCUGUUGUAUCAGUCGAUACAUUUGUUGCAGUUAUUAAUAAUCCAGAUCUAUGCAAUUACUCAGAUUAUAUUGCAGUGAACGCCCAUGCAUAUUUUGAUUAUAACACAGCUGCUGCUGAUGCCGGUACUUGGUUGGCUACUCAAAUUGACAAUGUUUAUAAGGCAUGUGGUAGUUCGAAAAAUGUUUUAAUUACUGAGUCAGGUUGGCCUUCUAAAGGUGACACUUAUGGUGCAGCCAUCCCUUCAAAAGCAAACCAAGAAACUGCUAUUGCUGCCAUAAAAGAAAAAUGUGGUUCCCAAACAUUAUUAUUCACUGCUUACAAUGAUUAUUGGAAAUCUCCAGGACAAUAUGGUGUUGAACAAUAUUGGGGUAUUUAUUCAUCAGAAUAA
Messenger RNA from Vanderwaltozyma polyspora DSM 70294, 1182 nucleotides. RefSeq lists its product as uncharacterized. Bases 1 to 1182 code for a protein of 393 amino acids. Gene Ontology annotation, molecular function: 1,3-beta-glucanosyltransferase activity; glucan endo-1,3-beta-D-glucosidase activity. Lineage: Eukaryota; Fungi; Ascomycota; Saccharomycetes; Saccharomycetales; Saccharomycetaceae. The record is from RefSeq and is a predicted model, not a curated record. The transcript has a single exon. Gene Ontology annotation, biological process: cell wall organization; carbohydrate metabolic process. Gene Ontology annotation, cellular component: extracellular region; cell surface; fungal-type cell wall.